UUUACAAAAAUCAGUGUAGUUAGCAGAAAUAUUCAAAAUGUUCCGAGCGUGGGCUUUAUUAGCAUUUAUUUUUCCGGUUGUAGUUUUUUCUAAUGAAAUCGCUUUUGAUAGUCAAAACGUUUCUACCGAUACAAAAAACAUAGUUUUACCGAACACGAUUAAUUCAAAAUUGGACGACAGUAUUGCCACGGGAAUCGAGCCGAUUUAUCCUGAGAGCUGGUUAGCCAAUCUCUUCUAUCAAUCGUUAGUGGGGUUCUCAGUCACAGAUGUUGGAAAUUCGGCUUGUCAACUACAGUCAAAGUUGUACUUGAGCCAUUUAAAAAACAAUUCCUACUGGGCAGUAAAAAUGGCAGAUUCAUGGCCUAGAUACCUAAACGGAUUAUUGAUAGGCAAUACACAUCACAUUGGCGUUUAUGACGAGUGCAUUAGUGUGCAUCAGCCUAUUCAAGGAAAAUAUUGUUUGUCAAACAUCGAACUUCGAACUUCAACUGACCAAAACUUCACACAGUACAGUAAAGAUAAAUAUACCAGUUUCGAUAAUGCUUGGCAAGAAAUACUCGGGUUUAUCGAUUAUGGUGAUCGGUAUAAAAGAAAUGUUAUCAAACUCGGCGUCUGUAUACCAGAGGCGUGUACAUCCGAAGAUCUUGAAGUUUCAUUACAAAGAGAACUGGAUCGUAUAUUCCAAGCACAUCAACUAACAACCCAAGUCAAAGUUAAACCAGAAUUUUGUAGCACCAACAUAAGUUUUUUCCCGUACGAUACAGGAUAUUAUGUAACUUGCAUUAUUAUUGGAUUGCUGAUUUUGGUCGUUUCUUUUUCGACGGUUUACCAUUUAGUUGCUUGCUGCAAUGGACGAGAAAACAAACCGUGGCAUGUUUUUUCAGCGCAAAUUUUAGAAAUUACAAAUAUAUUUUCUGUAAUAACAAACGGAAAAGAUCUCUAUGAGUUUGAUAAGAAUAAUGAACUCAGUAUAUUUAACGGUGUGUCAUCGUUAUUAAUGAUGAUGACGAUAAUAACACAUGAAUGGAUAAUUAGUAUCACUGGUCCGUAUUUGUAUCCGAAACCAAUAGAAGAGUUUUAUCAAGAUGCCCACUAUAAUUUAUUUUUAAGUGUAAAUAAUGGAAUUGACUAUUUCCUAUUUAUUUCUGGUUACAUCUUAUACACAAUUAUGAUUACCAAAUUCAGAAAACCCGAAUGCAAUUGGUUUCAAAUCCCAAAGAUAAUUAUCUACAAAUAUCUAAAAUCUCUCCCGGUUCACGUCACAAUGAUACUUCUUACGAUAUUUAUUAUCCCUCAUUUGGGAAAUGGUCCUUUUUGGGCAAACCAAAUAGGUCUAGAUGCAAACAAAUGCAAACAAUAUUGGUGGACUAACCUAUUGGUUAUUAAUAAUUUCAUUGAAGGUGGAAAACAGUGUCUCUUCGCUGGUUAUUACACUUCAUUACAACUACAGCUGAUAGUUAUUGGAAUGAUCGUUGUUUACAUUUAUGGAAAAAACCGUAAAAUCGGUACUGGUGUAUUAGCCUUGAUGAUUUCCGCGUCGUUAAUCAUUCCAUUUGCUUUAACUUACUAUUCAAAAUCAGAAGGAAUUACCAAAUUCAAUAUAUCGUUUUUGUUAAACUUAAGUGAAUCAACUACGUCAAACUCAUAUCAUUACACGCAUCUAUACAGCCAGCUCUAUGUACGGGGUUUACCAUUUUAUAUUGGGCUGUUAGCAGGUAUUAUUGUCGAAGUUUUAAAAAAAAAGGAUAUCAAAAUGUCUAAGACAACUACUCUUAUAACUACUAUGGUCGCUUUUGGUCUUUACAUGUAUGUCCAAUUGUACAGUAAUGUAUUUUAUCAGAGACACAGGGAUUACAAUGCAAUCGAGUCUUCUAUUUAUGCAGCCAUUGGUCAUUUAAAUACGCCCUUAUUCCUUAUGUGGUGUGCUAUCUGUUAUACGACAUCUAGUUAUGGUUUUCUAGAAAAAUUACUGAACAAUCGAUUCAGUAAUUCAUUACACAAACUAUCUUAUUCAGUAUACCUGGUCAAUUGUACCGUAAUACGUAUGGUGGUAUCCUCUGUACGGGCAUCGGAAGUACUGACAACCCAAAUGAUCUUUAUGAAAUUUAUUUACACAAUAUUGACGUCAUAUUUAGCUGGUCUAAUAAUGCAUUUGCUUGUUGACGCGCCGUUUGGUUUACUAAUAAACCGAGUUAUUUUGGGAAGAAGAUCUAGCAGAAAAGUAAAAGACGAUUAACACGGAACAAAUUCGAAAUGUGAAAAAAUCCACUGCAAAACAAAAUAACACGACUAACCUCUAAAUGUUUACUAACCUAUAUGUUUUUUACUAUAUUAUAUUGUUAUCUGUUAUAAUUUAUGUAUUGUAUACGUUUUGUUUUAUUUUGAAUUGUAAAUUUCUAUUUUUAAUUAUCAUUUUUAUGUGUUUAUAUAUAUUAUUUGUGAAGGGUAAAUGUAAUUAGAUAGGAUCAGUGCGAUGAGUGCAAGAUUUUAUAAAAAAUAACCUUUCUUUUAAAUUGAUUUGGCCUAUUACAACACCGUAACAUCAGCUAGUUAAAAUAAAAUAUGUUCAAUUAUUACUGUUCAGUGUUAGUUGUGUUUAAUUAUACACAGAGUGCCUACUUCAUUUUGGGUAAAACACAUGGUUUCUCGGAAGAUAUUAAUAUAUCGGAAAAAAAAAUUUCUUUUUCUCUUUUGACAAAAACUAUAUAAAAGGUAAUUUUAUACAAUACAAAUUCAACUAGCGUUUUUAAUUUAUGUUAAAAGUUUUUUUUCCGAAAACAUUUCAUCAUUUGAAAACCAAUGUUACCAUGUCAGAAUUAUCAACGGCUUAGUAGUUUUAAGAACGAGCCAUAUCAAUUACUAUGGAAAUGUAUUUUCAAUUGGACCCAUGACCUUGCAAUUAUAUUAUGUCAAGGUGUAAUUUAUAAAUAUAAUGCAUUUAAUUGUGU
Messenger RNA from Adelges cooleyi (spruce gall adelgid), 2948 nucleotides. RefSeq names its product nose resistant to fluoxetine protein 6-like. Bases 38 to 2236 code for a protein of 732 amino acids. The transcript has 13 exons. The record is from RefSeq and is a predicted model, not a curated record. Lineage: Eukaryota; Metazoa; Arthropoda; Insecta; Hemiptera; Adelgidae.